CAUCCGGGGGUAGCCGCCUCCUCUGUAGCCCGCCCGCGCCUCCAAACCCGGACCUGCCUCCGCCUCUUCCUCCAGCGGCUCCAUCCUCCUCCCGCGCUCCGUCCUCCCGCCGCCCCCGCCGCCGCGCCCCCGGCGGCUGCCUCGGCGGACCGGGGAGGGGGCGCCGCGUCGGCCGCCAGCUCGGCUCGGCCCGGCCCGGCGCGGGAGGCGUGCAUGCCCCUGCUGCCCGCGGCGCUCACCAGCAGCAUGCUCUAUUUCCAGAUGGUGAUCAUGGCAGGGACGGUGAUGCUGGCGUACUACUUCGAGUACACGGACACGUUCACUGUGAACGUGCAGGGCUUCUUCUGCCACGACAGCGCCUACCGCAAGCCCUACCCGGGCCCGGAGGACAGCAGCGCCGUGCCCCCCGUGCUCCUCUACUCUCUGGCCGCCGGCGUGCCCGUGCUCGUGAUAAUAGUUGGAGAAACUGCUGUGUUUUGCCUACAACUAGCCACAAGGGAUUUUGAAAACCAGGAAAAAACUAUUUUAACUGGAGACUGUUGCUAUAUAAACCCACUGGUGCGGCGAACUGUCCGAUUUCUUGGAAUUUAUACAUUUGGACUAUUUGCUACAGAUAUCUUUGUAAAUGCUGGGCAAGUUGUUACAGGAAAUUUGGCUCCACAUUUCCUUGCCCUGUGUAAGCCCAACUAUACAGCACUUGGAUGCCAGCAGUACACACAGUUCAUCAGCGGGGAAGAGGCCUGCACUGGCAACCCGGAUCUUAUCAUGAGAGCAAGGAAAACAUUUCCAUCCAAAGAAGCAGCUCUCAGUGUCUAUGCAGCUAUGUAUCUGACAAUGUAUAUUACCAACACAAUCAAAGCCAAAGGAACCAGACUUGCUAAGCCAGUUCUGUGCUUGGGCUUAAUGUGUUUGGCUUUUCUUACUGGACUCAACAGAGUAGCAGAAUAUCGAAAUCAUUGGUCAGAUGUGAUAGCAGGCUUUCUGGUUGGAAUAUCUAUAGCAGUAUUUCUGGUUGUAUGCGUGGUCAAUAAUUUCAAAGGAAGACAACCAGAAAAUGAGCAUAUGCACAUGGAUAAUCUGGCACAGAUGCCAAUGAUCAGCAUCCCCCGAGUAGAAAGCCCUUUGGAAAAGGUAACAUCUGUAAAGAACCACAUCACCGCCUUCGCGGAAGUCACAUGAUAUUGAAGCAGAUGGUUUUUCGCUGCAUUGGACAUCAUCUCUUUUUACCAUUCAUUCAUAACACCCAAAGUUUGUUCGAUUAUGAAAGUUUAUAAAGUUGUCUAAUAAUUUUUAUAAUUUUAAAAUCAACGUCAACCUAUCUGUUUCCCCCACUAGACUGUGAGCUCCUCGAGGGCAGGACUGUGUCGUUUUUUCCAUAUCCCCAGCACCUACCACAAAGCCUAGCACAGAGUAGGUGUUCAAUAAAUAUGUGAUGAUCGAAUGAACAAAUUAAUUCUGAAAUAAAACAUUCAUUUUAGUUUCUCACAGAAUCACUGUACCUAUGUUAAAAGAAACCACUACAUGAAUCAUAUUUGUAUAUGAAAACCCUCUAUUUUGGGCUAGUUUUUUAAUUUUUCAUAUAUCUAUUCAACAAUAUGCCAUGUUUAAUUUCAAGUGGACUUUGAAAGUCACGGGGGUUUUUAUUUUAUUAUUCAGCAUGACAUUAUUUCCAUUCUAACAGAUUUCAGUGUGUGAAAUUACUUUACUUUUAGAAACUACUAAAAUACUGUUUGCACAUUAUAUUAUGCUAUAUUUCACUUAAAUAUCAUUCAUACUAUACAUUCUAAGACUGGUGCUUCUGCUUUUGAAGGGGAAAAUGCCAAUUUUUACUGUAAUAAGUAAUGUAUCAUAAUUAAAAAUUAUUUAUUUGGACUUCUUCUCCUGACAAUUGUGGUUUAAUUGAUGACUUGUAGAUUCGAAUGCAGGCAGUAUUUUAUUUAGGAUAGUUCAAAUGAGUAAAUCUAACACUGGGACCUUAGUAUUGAGUAAUUUUCCAUUGGUGACUGUGUCUCAAAAGUGGUCAAAGGCUCCAUUCUGAGGCUUUUUUACUAGUCAAUAGUCUGCCUAAUUUAAAUGGGAAAGAACCACACCCUGACCCAUAAUUUGAAUUAUAUAAAUGCUAAAAAUAUAGUUAAUGUAUUUUAGUUUGCAUUUGUGUAGUACUUUAUAGUUUCCAAAGCAUUUCAUUUAAUCCUCAUAAUAGCCCACUGUAAACGUUAAGAGGAUGGUUUUAUUUUUGUAGAUGAGAAAAUGAAGCCAAGACAGGGUAAAUAACAUGCCUGAUCCCUAACUAGUAAGAGGCAUGGUUGAAACUUAAAUUCAGGUUGUCCAAACCCAAACCCGUUUCCCUUUCAAAUAAGCCACAGCUGCCGUGUUGUUUGGGACAUGGAGGCCUUCCAGAGGCCAGUAGAGUCCUGGGCAACUGCCUAUGGUUUAGAAAAUGAAGAAAUGCCAAAAUAGAGUUAUGAAAGCUGUGCUGUAUUUUAAAUGUUUAUGUUUAACGAAUGAACACUUUUUAAAUAAGCAGAUAUAUAGUAACCUGUUUAUAAACCUUUUUAAAAAUAAUGAAUGUCAAGAGUCUAGAUGUGAAGCCCUUUGUAAGAGCAAAGCCUGAAGUCAGCCUCUCUCUGUCUUCGCCCCAGACCCCAGUCCCAACUCAGCAGGGGCCGAGGGGCUCACCUUACACUGAGCUUGUGGAAUCAAGGAUGGAAAUUACCGUAAUUCAAGGAAGAUAGGCUCCUCAACAAUCACUUUGCAGUCUUUAAAGCUACCCCAGUGACUUUGGCUUAUAUAAACAGUAGUUAAGUAACUAAAAUGAAUCUUCCUAACCUUGACAGUACUAAAGAAAGUAAACUUUUAGUUUUCUCUGUAAUUUCAACAGAAAUCAGCAAAUAAAUAUAACCAAAGAUUGUCCAUUACUCUCAAAAUAGAUGUUAUUUAUAUUAAUACUUGCCCAUUUCCAUCACCGUGGGAAUUAAAACAUUUCUACUAGGACUUAAAAAAAAUCCAUAUUUCUACUAUUUCAGACCGCUAUAGCAAUUCAAUUCUUUUGGGAAUUUAGAACAUGAAAAAGCUUUUAAUGCCUUCACCCUCUUUAAAUGCUUUUCAGGCAAUAACAGCAAUGUGGAAUUCACUUACUUGGAAUGGAAGUAAAGGGAUGAUCAUGAUGUCCUAGAAGGUGGGAUUACCAGUAAGGCUUCCCGUGUUUGAUUAGUUCUGUUGGCUCUACAUCAGUUUUCCAAGGAGCCGAGCAAGAUCGUUUUUCCUAUUGGAAGCCUUAGCUAUACAUUCGUAUAUCAAUGUUGUAUCAUUGCACCUUGCUAACCCUGGUCUGAAUGCACGAGUUAUAAAUUCCUCAAAAGCCUAAAUUUAACCCAGGAUCAGAGUAAGGUCAUCUCUAAUAUUUAAACAUCAUAGAUAGGCCCAGGACUGUGCAAUGAAUAAGCCUGUCAUGAAGGAAAUUCAUUAAAAAAAAGAUACAUAUGAAUAAGGUAAAAGCCAGCAAAGUCAUGAUACUGUUACUGAGAAUAAUGAAAAACACACUUAAGAAAAUAUUAAUAUGUAAAUAUGUACAUAUAUAGUCUAGUAAAAGCAGACAAACACAUAUCUUUCUGAUAAAGACAUCUCCUUUUUAUUCUACUUAACCUGGGGCCCAGGUCAGCAUAAAUUGGUCAACCUGAAAAUUUCAGUAGUCUCUGUUUGCAUGGCAGAAAUUCUGCACAUGUUUUGUCUGAGUCUUAUGAAAACUUAAAAGGCUCUUUUAUGUUAAAAGAGAGGUGAAGCUUCUUUGACAGACUUUGUCUAUUCCACUUCUAACUGGGCCUCUCUUUUCUCAGGAUCUAUCCUAGCCAAAUCUCUCAGUUACAUUUACCAUACCGUUUCCUUCAUGAAAGAGCAGUAGGGGAGGAAAUAAUUCUCUGCUGUGUAUUGUAUUUUUCAAAUAAAAUUUUAAAAAAUUAAAUUUAAAA
Messenger RNA from Propithecus coquereli (Coquerel's sifaka), 3968 nucleotides. It is a transcript of the gene PLPPR5, whose product is annotated as lipid phosphate phosphatase-related protein type 5. Gene Ontology annotation, molecular function: phosphatidate phosphatase activity. The transcript has 6 exons. Lineage: Eukaryota; Metazoa; Chordata; Mammalia; Primates; Indriidae. Bases 214 to 1179 code for a protein of 321 amino acids. Gene Ontology annotation, biological process: phospholipid metabolic process; phospholipid dephosphorylation; signal transduction. The record is from RefSeq and is a predicted model, not a curated record.